This is a messenger RNA of Ylistrum balloti, 1839 nucleotides long. RefSeq names its product sodium-coupled monocarboxylate transporter 1-like. Gene Ontology annotation, cellular component: membrane. The record is from RefSeq and is a predicted model, not a curated record. The transcript is spliced from 16 exons. Lineage: Eukaryota; Metazoa; Mollusca; Bivalvia; Pectinida; Pectinidae. The coding region runs from base 1 to 1839 and encodes 612 amino acids. Gene Ontology annotation, molecular function: symporter activity. Gene Ontology annotation, biological process: sodium ion transport; transmembrane transport.
AUGGCGUUUCUGAAAUGGGAGGAUUAUGCUAUCAUUGCCGUAGCAGUGAUGACGUCACUUGGAGUUGGUCUGUAUCAGUCUUUGAAAGGAAGAAAACACAAGACAACUUCCCAGUAUUUAUUGGGCAGUGGACAAAUGGCCGCUAUCCCAGUGGCAAUAUCGCUAGUAGUUUCCUAUGAAUCAGGCAUCACGAUGUUGGGUGUUCCGGCGGAAGUGUACAUGUAUGGUAUGCAGUGGUAUAUGGCAAACUUUGGUUACUUCUUUGCUGACCUUUUGAAUCGACAUCUUUUGGUGCCUACACUGAAGAGAUUGGAGGUUACAAGUAUAUUUGAGUAUUUAGAACUACGGUACAAGUCACACGGGAUCCGAAUGUUUGCUACAGUGCUAAGUAUCAUUUCAGGGCUAAACUACCUAGGAACGGUAUUAUUUGUUCCUGCAGUGACACUGGAGGAGGUGGCGGAGAUUCCAGAUUGGGUGUCCAUUGUCGGCGUUAUGGUCGUAGUGGUCAUUUAUACUUACAUUGGGGGAUUUCAAGCCGUGGUGUGGUCGGACGUUGUUCAAGCGAUUUUGAUGUUUGGUGGAAUAUUUGUACUGCUAAUCAAGGGUACCAUUGAUGCGGGAGGAAUUGCGGCGACAUGGACAUCGUUUAGUGACAAAGGGCGUAUGAAUCUUUUCAACUUUGAUCCUGAUCCAACACUUCGACAGACGUUUUGGAGCCUCGUUGUCGGGAGCACUAUCUCUGGUCUAGGGGUACCACUAACACAGGUGUCAUUUCUGAGAAUUAAGGCUACACCAACAGUGAAAUCAGCAAAGAGAAUGUACCUCUUUACGGCAUUUGCUUUUCUUAUAACUAACCUGAUCGCUGCUCUGGAAGGAGUCGUUCUGUUUGCGUACUAUAACGCAAAAGGUUGUGAUCCAUUGGAAUCAAAGGAGGUGAAUAAUCCGAACCAGUUAAUUGCAAAAAUGGUAGUCGACAUCUUUAAGAACACCCCAUGCCUCCCCGGAUUGUACUUAGCAGCAAUAUUUAGUGCAUCGUUGAGCACAAUGUCGUCCACAGUGAGUGGUCUUUCAACAUUGUUUUGGGAGGAUAUAGUAAAACCCCAUACAAAGUCUAUGUCGAAUAGAAAGUCUACAAUUAUCACACAGCUAUCAGUCCUGGUGUUUGGAGCUAUUGGUGUUGUCGUUGCCUUCCUGGUUUCCGGUCUUGAAGGCCCAAUCGUACAGAUAUUCCGAACUACAAGUUCCUGUUUAAGAGGAGCAAUUAUCGGUAUAUUUCUGCUUGGACUGUUUUGUCCACGAGCAAACUCAUUGGGAGCCAUGGUUAGUGGAUGUAUGAGCUGUGCACUUGUUGGAUGGCUUGCGAUCGGACGAUACAUAAAUGAUGUAGUCAGCGUGAAUACAAAACUUGAACCAGCUUCUAUGGAAAACUGCAUAUUUCCAAACGUUUCUCUUAUCACCAAUACAAAUAUGUCUAGCUACAUAAACAGUACAAUAGCACCAAGUAAUAUGUCGACAUUUGCAUCAUCGCAACUUUCCGAUAUUACCACCUCGUCAGGACCAGAAGGUGUCAACAUAUUAUAUUCUAUUUCCUAUAAAUGGCUGAGACCAAUCGGUAUAUUUACUGUCCUCAUAGCAGGAUCGCUUAUCAGUCGCCUUAGACAGUCAGAUGCUGUAGACAAAAGUCUCACUGUUCCUGUGGGUGACCUGUUGUGUAGCUGUAUACCGAAAUCAUCCAGACGAAAAUAUUGUUGUGGUUCCAAAUACCAUUCAUCUACUCAGGAUGACGUAUCGCUUGAUGACAUUCAACUCGACCACGUCACAACUUCCAAUGUGAUGUAG